Fomitiporia mediterranea MF3/22 is the source of this 1079-nucleotide messenger RNA. RefSeq lists its product as uncharacterized. The coding region runs from base 118 to 870 and encodes 250 amino acids. The record is from RefSeq and is a predicted model, not a curated record. The transcript is spliced from 3 exons. NCBI's taxonomy places the organism in Eukaryota, Fungi, Basidiomycota, Agaricomycetes, Hymenochaetales, Hymenochaetaceae.
ACUACGACUUCUCAGUGAGGUCUGAGACCAAAUGACUGAACAUCCAGGGUCAGAUGGGAACUCCUAGCCUUUCUACAGCCAUAAUUAGUUUUGAUUAUUGCAAAGAAUUGCGCAACAAUGCCAGCAAGACAAAUUGCACUCUACUUUGGCGGACAUAUUCCACACAUCCAUAGUCCGCACACUCAUCUCAGGCAGCCCUUCUUUAUUCGACCCGCAUCAACUGUGAGUGCGACGGGCAAUGUUGAACAUUCGGGGCCAAGUUCUGUCGAUUAUCCGUUUCCGAGGCAUCCACACCCAAAUCCGUACGAGAUAUUUCAUCUGAAGCCCGGAGCAUUGCCAGAAGAAAUAAAGUCGCGGUAUUAUCAGCUAGUCCGAAUACAUCAUCCCGAUACACCCCACGCUCGCCAUCUGCCUUCUCAUAUCUCUCAUGCGCGCUUUCAGGCCAUCCAAGCCGCACACGACGUGUUGACCGGGAAAGUGCGCCGCAGAGACUCCCCUUCUCCUAUGCAUUCUUCCCCCCCUAUGGCACAUGCGCAUCGACGAAGGCAUAAUUCUCAUGCAGAGUGGACGCAAGCUGCAGAACAAGCGGAAGAAACAGCGAAUGAUCGAUGGCAAGAUCAAGCAAUUGUUCUUGCCGGAAUUGCUGCACUCGGACUGGCUGUGGUGCCGUUCCUUACAUCUUCGAUGCUUUCUGACGGAAAACACACGACCGCCGCACAGAACCUCGCUCAAGCGCGACGAGAAGCUCGCGAAGUGGGCAUGUCUCGCCGUGUGGAGAUUAGGAAGCGUGUCCGGGGCUACGAACUAGAGCGGGAAUAUCAAGAGCGAGUGCUAUUGGAUGCCAAUUCGAAAGAAAGUGGUGGUUCUUAGCAGAUAAAUCAUGAUACAAUUAAAUUUGGUCUUUGCAAUGUUGCGUGCCUGGCGGAUUUUGACCACUGGAUUGAACGUGCACCGCCCCAUGCAUGACCGGACAUGGAACUGCCCCUGCUGGCAGUUAGGCCGUUCUUUAGGCGAGAAGCGGGUGGUGCGCAUUUGAUAGCGCAGCAAAGAAGCUCACUUGCUAUUGCCGCCCUCCUAAA